AUGAGGGUCAUCCUAAGUGGUAACGAUUGUGACUGUCUUGCCAAGAUGAUCGAUGUCUACACUGAUCAGAUGUUGUCAGCUGAGGUGAAAUGGACACACAAUACAAGUUUACGAUUGGAAUGUGCUUCAGAAUGUUACAGAGAUGAGAAAUGUGUGAGUUUUCAGUUUUCGAAGACCGACAGCCUGUGUGUGGCUUAUGUCGUCAACUCUGAGAGCAGUCCUAGCAGCGUCAGUAGCCCUGGCUACAUCAUGUACGACACAUGUCGAUGUUCAACUGUUACAACACCACCGGAGGACAGUUCUGCUCAUCAAUCUCCACAUCAAGAACCUCCACAAAAUGACCCUCCCCCUCCACCGCCACCUCAAGAACCUCCACAAAAUGACCCUCCACCUCCACCUCCACCUCAAGACCCUCUACAAAAUGACCCUCCACCUCCACCGCCACCUCAAGAACCUCUACAAAAUGACCCUCCCCCUCCACCGCCACCUCAGGAAUCUCCACAAAAUGACCCUCCUCCUCCACCUCCACCUCAAGAACCUCCACAAAAUGACUCUCCCCCUCCAACGCCGCCUCAAGAACCUCCACAAAAUGACCCUCCCCCUCCACCGCCACCGCAAGAACCUCAACAAAAUGACCCUCCUCCUACACCUCCAAUUCAACCUCAAGAACCUCCACAAAAUGAGCCUCCUCCUCCACCUCCACCUCAAGAACCUCCACAAAAUGACCCUCCCCCUCCAACGCCACCCCAAGAACCUCCACAAAAUGACCCUCCACCUCCACCUCCACCUCAAGAACCUCUACAAAAUGACCCUCCUCCUCCACCGCCACCUCAAGAACCUCCACAAAAUGACCCUCCAUCUCCACCUCCACCUCAAGAACCUCCACAAAAUGACCCUCCACCUCAAGAACCUCCACAAAAUGACCCUCCUACUCCACCUCCACCUCAAGAACCUCCACAAAAUGACCCUCCCCCUCCACCUCAAGAACCUCCACAAAAUGACCCUCAACCUCCACCUCAAGAACCUCCACAAAAUGACCCUCCUCCUCCACCGCCACCUCAAGAACCUCCACAAAAUGACCCUCCUCCUCCACCUCCAGCUCAAGAACCUCCACAAAAUGACCCUCCACCUCCACCUCCACCUCAAGAACCUCCACAAAAUGACCCUCCUCCUCCAACUCCACCUCAAGAACCUCCACAAAAUGACCCUCCACCUCCACCUCAAGAAUCUCUACAAAAUGACCCUCCCGCUCCACCGCCACCUCAAGAACCUCCACAAAAUGACCCUCCCCCACCAAUACCGCCUCAAGAAUCUCUACAAAAUGACCCUCCACCUCCACCUCAGGAACCUCCACAAAAUGAGCCUCCUACUCCACCUCCACCUCAAGAACCUCCACAAAAUGACCCUCCUCCUCCACCGCCACCUCAAGAACCUCCACAAAAUGACCCUCCUCCUCCACCACCACCUCAAGAACCUCCACAAAUUGACCCUCCGCCUCCACCUCUACCUCAAGAAUCUCCACAAAAUGACUCUCCACCUCCACCUCAAGAACCUCCACAAAAUGACCCUCCACCUCCACCGCCACCUCAAGAACCUCCACAAAUUGACCCUCCCCCUCCACCGCCACCUCAAGAACCUCCACAAAAUGACCCUCCAACUCCACCGCCACCACAGGAACCUCCAAAAAAUGACCCUCCACCUCCACCUCAAGAACCUCUACAAAUUGACCCUCCCCCUCCACCGCCUCCCCAAGAACCUCUACAAAAUGACCCUCUUCCUCCACCUCCACCGCCACCCCAAGAACCUCCACAAAAUGACCCUCCGCCUCCUCAAGAACCUCCACAAAAUGACCCUCCCCCUCCACCGCCACCCCAAGAACCUCUACAAAAUGACCCUCCGCCUCCACCGCCAUCUCAAGAAUCUCAACAAAAUGACCCUCCACCUCCACCUCCACCUCCACCUCAAGAACCUCCACAAAAUGACCCUCCGCCUCCACCUCCACCUCAGGAACCUCCACAAAAUGACCUUCCUCCUCCAUCUCCACCUCAAGAACCUCCACAAAAUGACCCUCCACCUCCACCUCAAGAACCUCCACAAAAUGACCCUCCCCCUCCAACGCCACCUCAAGAACCUCCACAAAAUGACUCUCCACCUCCACCGCCACCACAGGAACCUCCACAAAAUGACCCUCCUCCUCCACCGCCACCCCAAGAACCUCCACAAAAUGACCCUCCUCCUCCACCUCCACCGCCACCUCAAGAACCUCAACAAAAUGACCCUCCGCCUACUCAAGAACCUCCACAAAAUGACCCUCCCCCUCCACCGCCACCCCAAGAACCUCUACAAAAUGACCCUCCGCCUCCACCGCCACCUCAAGAAUCUCAACAAAAUGACCCUCCACCUCCACCUCAAGAACCUCCACAAAAUGACCCUUCACCUCCACCGCCACCUCAAGAACCUCUACGAAAUGACCCUCCACCUCCACCGCCACCUCAAGAACCUCCACAAAAUGACCCUCCUCCUCCACCUCCACCUCAAGAACCUCCACAAAAUGACCCUCCACCUCCACCGCCACCUCAAGAACCUCCACAAAAUGAGCCUCCUCCUCCACCUCCUACUCAAGAACCUCCACAAAAUGACCCUCCACCUCCAUCGCCACCUCAAGAAUCUCCACAAAAUGACUCUCCACCUCCACCUCAAGAACCUCCACAAAAUGACCCUCCGCCUAAAGAAUCCUCCACAAAAUGACCCUCCGCCUCCACCAACACCUCAAGAAACUCCACAAAAUGACCCUCCUCCUCCACCUCCACCGCCACCUUAAGAACUUUCCUCCCUACCACC
Molecule: messenger RNA, 2841 nt
Organism: Haliotis rufescens (red abalone)
Lineage: Eukaryota; Metazoa; Mollusca; Gastropoda; Lepetellida; Haliotidae
Product: basic proline-rich protein-like
Exons: 2
Coding region: 1-2748 (915 amino acids)
Source: RefSeq, a predicted model, not a curated record